Molecule: messenger RNA, 1414 nt
Organism: Euleptes europaea (tarantolino)
Lineage: Eukaryota; Metazoa; Chordata; Lepidosauria; Squamata; Sphaerodactylidae
Gene: PRCP
Product: prolylcarboxypeptidase
Exons: 9
Coding region: 239-1414 (391 amino acids)
Biological process (GO): negative regulation of systemic arterial blood pressure; regulation of blood vessel endothelial cell migration; proteolysis
Molecular function (GO): serine-type exopeptidase activity; dipeptidyl-peptidase activity
Source: RefSeq, a predicted model, not a curated record
CGCCUUCCCUCGCCUCCGCUCGGCCUCCCUCCCGGAUCCCGUCUCGGCUUCCUUCAGCCGCUCUUACCGCACCUGCUACUUCGACCAGAAGAUAGACCACUUUGGCUUUGCUGAAGACGGCACGUUCAAGCAGCGCUUCCUCGUAGCAGACCAGCACUGGAGGCCAGAUGAGGGGACCAUCCUUUUCUAUACUGGCAACGAAGGCGACAUUACCUGGUUUGCGAACAACACGGGUCUUAUGUGGAACAUAGCUGAAGAGCUUGGCGCCAUCUUGAUUUUUGCUGAGCACCGAUACUAUGGGGUGUCUCUGCCCUUCGGAAACAAAUCGUUCGAUGAUGCCAGGUACCUGAACUACCUGACGUCGGAGCAAGCGCUGGCGGACUUCGCGGUCCUCGUUCAGCAUCUGAAGAAGACUAUCCCAGGAGCCCAGGACACCCCUGCCAUUGCCAUAGGGGGGUCAUACGGAGGGAUGCUUGCGGCUUGGUUUCGAAUGAAAUAUCCCCACGUAGUUGCUGGAGCUCUUGCGGCUUCGGCUCCCAUCUGGCAAUUUGAGGACUUGGUUUCUUGCGGCACCUUUUAUAACAUAGUGACUCAGGACUUCCAAAAGAGCGGGAACUACUGUUCGGAAAACAUCCGGAAUUCCUGGGCCGCCAUUGACCGCCUGGCUUCCACAGCGGCAGGCACCCGGUGGCUGACUUGUGCAUUUCGACUGUGCAGUCCGCUGACCACCGCGCAGGAUGUGGCCAACUUCAAAGGCUGGCUGACAGAGACGUGGGUGAAUUUGGCGAUGGUGGAUUACCCCUACAAGGCCAACUUCUUGCAGCCACUCCCUGCCUGGCCUAUUCAGGUGGUUUGCAAAUACUUGCAGCAACCCAAACUUUCUGACAAAGCCCUGCUGAAAAACAUCUUCCAGGCUGUCAACGUCUAUUACAACUACUCCGGCAAUACGUCGUGCUUCAGCUUAUCUCAGACAGCUACGCAGAGCCUCGGGAUGCAGGGCUGGUAUUACCAGGCAUGUACGGAAAUGGUGAUGCCCAUGUGCUCUGACGGCGUCAACGACAUGUUCGAGCCUCAGAAGUGGAACUUCCAGGCCUACUCGGAUGAGUGCUUCAAGGCGUGGGGCGUGAGACCUCGUCCUUCAUGGAUCCCCACUUCCUUUGGGGGGAAAAACAUCAGCUCGCACAGCAACAUUCUCUUCAGCAAUGGCGGGCUUGACCCCUGGUCUGGGGGCGGAGUGACGCAGAACAUCACGGACACCCUGGUUGCCGUCGUGAUCCCGGAAGGGGCCCACCACCUUGACCUGCGCUCCAACAGCCCUUUUGACCCCAACUCUGUUCUGCAAGCCCGGAUGCUGGAGGUUCACUUCAUGAAGCUGUGGGUGAAGAAGAUCGAUCAGGAAAAACGCAGGAAAUGA